Messenger RNA from Medioppia subpectinata, 3576 nucleotides. NCBI's taxonomy places the organism in Eukaryota, Metazoa, Arthropoda, Arachnida, Sarcoptiformes, Oppiidae. The record is from the annotation of a GenBank genome assembly.
AUGUACCAUGUCUACGGUUUGGGUGCAAACAGCGACGGAUGCCUGGGUUUGGGACACAAUAAUACCAUACCAUCACCGGAACUGAUCCCACAAUUAUGCCAUCAAAGCAUACACUACUUUAGCAAUGGUUGCGAUUUUGUAUUAGCAAUGAAUGGCAACUGUAUAUACGGUUUUGGCGAUAACAGGUGGGGCCAAUUGGCACGGGGUAAACAGUCAUACUUUUACACCAUGUUCAAAAACACGGCCGAAUGCGUGACACCGGCAAUCAUACAAUACUUUGUGGGCAUAAAUAUCGCACAAUUGUGUUGCGGUAACGAUCACUGUUUGGCCCUUACCGGCGAUGGCCGGGUGUACGGCUGGGGCCGUAACUAUUGGGGCCAAAUCGGGUGCAAUGAUAGUGACUGUGAAUAUAGCGGGGGUCAGACCUUCCGGUCCAUACCCUAUGAGUUACAAUUUGGUGGUAAUUAUAAAAUACGUGAUAUCUAUUGCUGUCAUUGGUCUUCCUAUGCGAUCACCACCGAUGGCCAGGUCUUCAGUUGGGGCGACAAUCGGGAGCAACGGUUGGGCCAUAAUAUACGGGAUAAAAAAGCAAUGGACAGUGAAAAGCAAAAUGAUAACAAUUCACUAUCAGGUGAUAAGUCUAGUGAUGGUAAUUACAAGAGGUAUUUCAUAGAGGUCUCGGCGGUUGGUACGGGUGGUUUUGGGACUGUAUUUCAAGUUAAACAUAGAUUGGAUGAUAAGAUAUAUGCCGUCAAAAGAGUGCAAUUUGAGGGUUUUAGUGAAGAGAAGAAAAAUCGUAUUAUGAAUGAAGUGAAAAGUCUGGUUAAACUGGACUCAGAUUUUGUGGUCAAAUAUUAUCACUCAUGGCUUGAGAACAAUCAUCUGUACAUUCAAAUGGAGUACUGCUCUCAAAGUCUUAAGACAAUACUUGUGGACAAACUCAUUGUCUUCGGGAGACAACCGGAAGACCCGAUGAAAGUGUUUGAAUAUUUUCUUUGUUGCGAAAUAUUCAAAGAGCUCUUAGAGUGUGUCCAAUAUCUACACGAGUCGUGUCCACCGGAUAUCCAUCGGGACCUCAAACCCGCAAAUAUACUUGUUUUACAAAACAAUGCAAAUAAACGGUUCGUAAAACUGUGUGACUUUGGUUUGGCCACCGAUCACGACAUGACAUCCAUGAGCCACACGACUAAUGUGGGCACUUCUCAAUUCAUGGCACCCGAGAUAUAUCAAAGCCAUUACACCGUUAAGGUAGACAUCUAUAGCCUGGGAGUGAUUGCCUACCAUUUAUUUGACUUAUUCAAUAUUGAAAAUCCAAUAGAAAAAUACAGUUUGACUCAGUUUUCGGACAAUUUUGACAAAUUGCAUGAAAUGAUUGCAUCAAUGUUUCAGUCAAUGGCAGACAAUCGGCCGACCAGUGGUCAAGUGCUCGAGGAUUACAAUCACUGGUCUAAAGUAGUUGUAAAUGAGAAAAAUGAUAGUAAAUUAAAUCGACUUGGUUAUUAUAAAGCACAAUUCAUCGAGUUGAACACAAUUGGUGCUGGUAAUUUUGGAAAAGUAUAUAGAGUACAGCAUAGAUUGGACGCUAAGAUAUACGCUGUUAAAAAAGUACAAUUUGAUGACUACACAAAAAACCUAUUCAUAAGUGAAACAAAAAUUAUCGCAAAAGUACACUCAGAUUUUGUGGUCAAACAUCACAACUUGUGGUCAGAGGGACAGUACCUAUACAUCCAAAUGGAUUAUUGCCCGCAAACGCUAAGCUCUAUACUCCGGUGGAGACGAGACCUGUUAGGCAGACAACCGGCCGAACCUAUGAAUGUGUUUGAGUAUUAUAUUUCAUGUGAAAUAUUUCGCGACCUCUUGGAGUGUCUGCAGUAUAUCCACGAACUCACGCCACCUGUUAUUCAUCGAGAUCUAAGACCUGAAAAUAUACGUAUUUCUUACAACAACAGUAGUAAUAAUAGAUUUUUGAAACUUGGUGCUUUUUCUCUGGCCACGUCCAUUGGCCGCCCGAAUAAUGCCGUGAAUUUACAAUAUAUAGCACCAGAAACAUAUCGUUCCAUAUAUACCAUUAAGGUUGACAUCUAUAGCCUGGGAGUGAUUGCACACAAUUUGUUUGAUAUAUUUAAUAUGGCAAAUGUAACCAAGAUUUAUAAUUUGACUGCAUUUCCGGCCAAUUACAACAAGUUAUGCGAAACUAUUUUAUCAAUGAUUGAAUACACGGACACCAAAAGGCCGACCAGUAGUCGAGUAUUAGAAGACUACAGCCAGUGGUCUAUCGAUAAUGCCGUUCAAAGUGACCAUGAUGCAAUUGUAGAAUUUUAUUUUAAUAACCAAUUCACUGAGAUACUUCAUAUAAGUUCCGGAUCAUUUGGCACAGUAUUUAAAGUUAAACAAAAAUUUGAUAAUAAAAUAUAUGCUGUUAAAAAAGUACAAUUUGAUGAUUUUAGUGAAGAAAAUAAACACAAAAUUAUGAAUGAAGUGAAAAGUCUGGAAAAACUAGACUCAGAUUUUGUAGUUAAAUAUUACAACUCAUGGCUUGAGUGCAAUCAUCUGUACAUUCAAAUGGAGUACUGCUCUCAAAGUCUUCGGUCUAUUCUCACAGACAAACCGAUUGUCUUCGGGAGAGAACCGGAAGACCCGAUCAAAGUAUUUGAGUAUUUUAUUUGCUGUGAAAUAUUCAAAGAGCUCUUAGAGUGCGUCCAAUAUCUACACGAGUCGUGUCCACCGGUUAUCCAUCGGGAUCUCAAACCCGAUAAUAUAUUAAUUUCGCAAAAUAAAGGCAUUAAUGACCGGUUUGUUAAACUUUGUGACUUUGGUUUAGCCACCAAUCAUGAGAUGACAUCCAUGAGCCACACGGGAAAUGUGGGUACUUCGCAAUAUAUGGCACCAGAAGUGUAUCAGUCCCGGUAUACCAUCAAAGUGGACAUUUAUAGCCUGGCAACAAGCGGCCGACAAGUGGCCGAGUAUUACAUGACUAUAACGACUGGUCUAUUGAUAAUGUUAAUCACGGGCUCGAGUUCGGGCAUCGGUGCGGCCACUGCUGUCCAGUUCGCUAAAGCCGGCGCUCAAGUGGUGGUUACUGGACGGACCAAUAAUCUACCGACAGAUACGGCCAAACAGUGUCUGGAAGUAUCGCCGAAAGGGAUUCAAGCGCUGGAAGUGACGGCAGAUGUGACCAAACGGGAAGACAUGCGACGACUCGUUGACCAGACUAUCAAACAUUUCGGUAAACUUGAUAUUGUGGUCAAUAACGCCGGCGCCGCAAUUUCCACCACUAUUGAUGACAUCGACUAUUACGACAAGUUUGAGAAAGUGAUAGCAAUUAAUCUCAAUUCUGCCGUAUAUUUAACGCAUAUAUGUGUCGAGUAUUUGGCGAAAACCAAUGGAAAUAUAAUUAAUAUCUCGAGUGUCACCGCAAAACGUGCCUCGGUGUCAAUGUCGCCCUAUUGUAUGUCAAAGUGCGCUCUGGAUAUGUUCACCCGGUGUAUGGCCGCCGAGUUGGCGCCUAAAGGCAUCCGAGUUAACGUGCUCAAAGUAGUGUUCUUAGAAUCUGAAAACAGUAUCAAAUUAGCUUGA